AGUUAGUUGAUGUAGUCAGGCUAUGAAGCGUAAUUUAUGUGGAUCCACGCCUACCUCAGAAUGCACAAAAGUGUCGAACAAAUGUCCGAAGAAAAUGGAUCAGAAUACAAGAAUGGAUCAGUCAGAGAGCAGUCGAGUUGCUUCAAGAAACUUUGAAACCAGCUCAGACGCAUGUUCAGGUCAGCAGUCAGCUAUUCCUCUGCCUAUGGUUGAGGAGAUUUUGAUGAACCUGCCUGCGCAUCAGGUGGUCCAGGUCUGUCGGUUGGUGUGUCAUGAGUGGAAGGAGCUGGUGGACAGUGCUGCACACUGGAGAGAGCGCUGCAAGAGAGAGGAGAUCCAGCCGUAUGAUGCUUCCAGAGUCCCAGAGGACUGGCGCCUGUUUUACUUGCAGUCUAAAUAUAGAAGAAACCUGCUCAAGAAUCCCAAAGCUGAUGAUGGACUUCAAGAAUGGGAGUUUGUACAUAACACAGGGGACCACUGGGUGACAGGAGAAAUUGGAAAGCCAUUUCCAGACAACACAGUUACCAAAUGCUUUGUAGCAUCUAGUGUAUAUCAAAAGGAGCAGCUGAUUGAUUUGAAGAAAGAAGGUUACAGUGAUGCUUUCAUGGAUCAACUGCAACCUCAUAUUAAAAUAUCAGACUGGUAUACCCCAGACUCUAAGUAUAGUCGGUAUAAGUUGUAUGUACGGUUGCUUGAUCAGGAGAGGAAAGCCAUCAGUACCUUUAAUCCUUAUAAAGUUAUCUUGCAUCGGAACGAUUACCCAUGGUGUCAG
This is a messenger RNA of Labeo rohita (rohu), 772 nucleotides long. Its product is annotated as F-box only protein 6-like. Gene Ontology annotation, molecular function: ubiquitin protein ligase activity; protein binding. Lineage: Eukaryota; Metazoa; Chordata; Actinopteri; Cypriniformes; Cyprinidae. The transcript has 5 exons. The annotation marks the transcript as partial. The record is from RefSeq and is a predicted model, not a curated record. Gene Ontology annotation, cellular component: cytoplasm; SCF ubiquitin ligase complex. Gene Ontology annotation, biological process: glycoprotein catabolic process; SCF-dependent proteasomal ubiquitin-dependent protein catabolic process.